Messenger RNA from Prunus armeniaca (apricot), 276 nucleotides. The record is from the annotation of a GenBank genome assembly. Lineage: Eukaryota; Viridiplantae; Streptophyta; Magnoliopsida; Rosales; Rosaceae.
AUGAGACAAUCGAUUGUAUCAAAGAGCAUUGAUGACAUGGAGCAGAAGAUCCAUCAUUUGCAGUAUGUUUUGUUCACUCUUAAGGGCGACUCAAGGCUUAAUGCUCUAGAAGAAGAGGUACGGCUUCUGUGGGCUGCAUCAAGAAGUAGUACAACUUGGAUCUUCAACGGUUGCCUCUCAGGCUCAAACGGUCAUGCACUGAUAUGGCUGAUAUCGUUACAGAAAAAUGGAUUCAAAUUCAUGGAGUUUCUAUGGUCUCGCGGGCAUAUGUCAUAA